AUGAAUUCCACGAAUGCCCCUAUGACGCCUAGGACAUCUAGGCGCCACUCGUUUGCCACACCUCUUAAAGCCCAUCGCGAUAUUCAAGUACUUUUAAAUGACGACGCGUCCGAGAAACAGUCCCGGAGAAAGUCCCUUGUUGAAAUGCGUCGAAAGUCUUCUCCUUUUACAACACCAACUAAAGCUUCUGGAAGUAACCAACAAGUGACAACUCCCAAAAGGAAUGGUGUUAAUUCAAGACAGUUGGAAGUUGUUACGCCGAUUCCUAAAAUUCCGGUUGAACAAAUGUCUGUCAAUUUUGAGGAGUGGAUGAAAAUGGCAACUGAUAACAAAAUCAAUGCUAAUAACAGUUGGAAACUCGCGCUCAUUGAUUAUUUCCAUGAGAUGAGCUUAUUAAAGGAAGGAGACUCUAUAAACUUCCAAAAAGCUUCUUGUACACUAGAUGGGUGUGUAAAAAUAUAUACAUCACGUGUUGAUUCUGUUGCGUCCGAAACUGGAAAAUUAUUGAGCGGUCUUGCGGAUAGUUCCAUAAAAGAUGAUGAAGCUCCAGAAAAUGAAGAGGAAGAAAGAGAAUCAGAAAAACGUGCUCGUAAGAAGACAACAAGAACAGAAGCAACUUUGGUAAAAGAUUAUUCUGUCUUAAUGGCGAAAAAAUUGAAUUUGGAAUUCUCAGUCGAUCCGCUGUUUAAAAAAACAUCAGCAGAUUUUGAUGAAGGGGGCGCUCAAGGAUUGCUGUUGAAUCGGUUGUCUGUAGAUGAUGACGGAAAGAUAAUUUUUGAUGCAAGCGAUGCUAUCGCCGGAGACAACGAAAACAAGAAUAUGCCUUCCGAAGGCAAUGAUGAUUCUGAUCUAAAGAUUGACAUAACGAAACUUCGCUUCGAAUUCCUUUCCGGACUUCAGGGAAUAUUUAACAAGGAUCUCGUGUGUUCCUCUAUCUUGGAUAAAUUUGAGUUUUCAACGGAAAAUAUGAUGACAUCGAUGCCAGAGGAUAGGGAUGGAAAUGAUGGUGAUGAUAUCGAAGAAGGAAUUAAUAAUCAAGCACCAAUUAAUGGUGACACUGAAGAAAAUGACUUUUUUGAAGAUAAUUAUGAAACACUCGGAGAUGGGUUUGCUGAGGAUAUUAUUAUGGAACAAGAAGACUUGGAAGGCUUAGGAACUCGAGAAAAUAUUAUAGAGACUUCUCAGCGACGCUUAUCACAAAGAGAAUUUGUAAUGGCGAUGACUACCAAUCAAAAUGAAAUGUUUUCUUAUUUUGAUUCAGCAUUCUUACGCAAUUGGGCGGGUCCAGAACAUUGGAAAAUGAAACAAAAGCCUCAAAAUGCUACUAAUGAUGAAUCCAAAAAGAAAAAAGAAAAGGUUUCAUCCGUCAUCAAUUUUAUCGAAUCCGAUGAGAUUGAUGAAAGAUCAAUAUUUGUAAAAGGGGGAACCACCAUAAAUUUAGCUAAAUCUGCUGAAUAUGGUUCCCGUAAUUAUUUACUCCCGGACGAUAUGCAAUUUAACUCAAAAAAAAUGUUCCGCUUAUUUUUGAAACCGGAAUUUACGAUCGAAUUGAGAGGUCGCUCAGGAUCUGCUGAAGAGCAAAUGGAACAUGGUCAUAUAGAUGAUGAUCAAGCAUCUUUCCCGGAUAUGACAAUGGUUACUCAUGGUGAAACAUUUUUCCGAGAAGACGAAUAUGCUUCUGAAGAGGCUGAAGGGGAUUAUGGUAAUCAAUUAAUAUCCCAACCGAAAAGGACUAAGCCAGCUUUUGUUAAAUAUGCUAAGACAGCAAAACGAGUCGACGUCAAAAAAUUAAAAGACAAUAUUUGGAAAACGUUAACCGAUUCAACUGAUAAGACAAUAGCAACUACAUCCACAUCAGUUGCAGUACCUAAACCUGGUGAUCAAGUUGUUCAUGGAGGAAAGAAAUUUACGAGCAUAAUUGAGAAUCUAAAGAAGAUUUAUCCGGACCGUAAAAUGAAGGAUAUUUCAGUAUCAUUUUGUUUCAUUUGUUUACUACAUCUGGCAAAUGAGAAAAAUUUAAAGAUAAUUGGUGAUGAAAAUUUGUCUGAACUUAGGAUAUUAUCAGAAACGGGUAGUAGUACAGUUUUUUAA
This is a messenger RNA of Ambispora gerdemannii, 2091 nucleotides long. The record is from the annotation of a GenBank genome assembly. NCBI's taxonomy places the organism in Eukaryota, Fungi, Glomeromycota, Glomeromycetes, Archaeosporales, Ambisporaceae.